This is a messenger RNA of Sesamum indicum (sesame), 1166 nucleotides long. RefSeq lists its product as uncharacterized. NCBI's taxonomy places the organism in Eukaryota, Viridiplantae, Streptophyta, Magnoliopsida, Lamiales, Pedaliaceae. The record is from RefSeq and is a predicted model, not a curated record.
GCAACCUUCAAAAUACCAACGGAAAAACCGGUGGGCUUCUUCCUUAAAACCAGACCAAUCGUAGGUAGAAGAAGAGGCUGCAAAGACGAAGAGAGAGCGGAGGAAAACUUUUGCAUUUUCCUCUGAAUUAUAUUCUCUGUCUCUCUGUUUGUAAUUUUGAUCUUCUUCGAUAAUUCCUUGACGACAAUGGGUUGUGGGAAAUCAAAGCACGCUGUUGCCACGGCCGACACGCUUGCCAAGAGCAAGAGCAGAAGCAAGAGCCUGGAGAAAAACCCGCCUGUCGUUGAGGAUCAUGCCAAGUCUGAUGCGGAUCAUGUGAAUGCAAAUGAGGUGAACAAGCCGGCUGAUCAUGGGAAGGUGAAGGAUGAUCAUGAAAUCAAGAAGAAGGAAACUGGUCAAAAAGCUGAGGAGGGAAAGGGAAAAGCCCAGAAAACAGAUGGAAAAGAGAAGGAAAAUGAUGGUGAUCAUGGAAAUGGAGAAUCUGCUGCUGCUGCUGCUGAUGUUGUGGUUGUGGAGGAAAACAAGAAUGGGGAAUUGAAGGAAUCAGGAAAAGAGGAGAAGGUUAAAAAGGAGGUUGAGGUUGAUCAUCAUCAAGAAGAUCAAGGAAAGCUGCUGGUUUCACAUGAUUCUUCUCCUAAUGACUUUUUCUCUCCCCAGAAGGAACAUGGAGAGACCAUUGAAUCCAUCAUCACCGACGGAGUUUCAGGAAAAUCCGACUAUUAUUCUCCACGUGCUAAAGGGAAUGAUGCUGUCGAGGGAAAAGGGAUUGAUGGAGAGGAUAAUUCGAACAAAGAAAAAGAAGAGUCGGUUAAGGUGGAUGAAGGCGAAAAGGUGGCACCGGCUGAUGAAACAAAAGCUUCUGAAGAAGAGAAGACUCCUGCUCUCGCUGCUGAUAAUGAGAAGGCGGAUGGCGCAUCAACUACAGUUGCCAAGGGAUAUUGAAUUGAAGAAGAAGAAGAUUAAAACAGUAGAAGCUGGGGAUCUUUGAUCUUUGUUUGUUUAUCGGUAGUUCAUGAUAUAUAAUUCAUGUAUCUGCUCAUUAACAGACGCCUUCAAUUUUUCUUGUUUUGAGCUCCUUUGCUAAAUUGUCUGAUUUGAUCAUCACAUUUGAAGCGUUAUAUCAAAUAUUUUGCACCUUAAACUAAUGAAAUAUAGUAUUUUCUUAU